GUUAAAUUUUUGUAGGAUUAUUUUUACUUUGCUACUUAAGUAAUUGUUCUUGAACACGAAGAAAAAAUGAAGAACUGCUUGCACAAACCACGGAAGCCAAUGGUUCCUUUAAAAACUUUGGACAUUAUAUUUAGGCGCCGCCACCUUAAAAAUACACAGUUUUACUUUACUAACCGCAAACAUGCGUUUACGGAAGAUAAGCCGGGCCAAAAAAAGAUUACACCAUUUCGCAUACCACGAUCACAAAAUUUAUUGUCAUAUAUAAAGUACAGUGAUCGGAAAGAAAAAGCUCUUUCUAGACAGCGUAUAAAACAACCACUUCAUUUAAAAGAUAAUCUAAAGAUUGCAGCAACGAGAGAUAUAUCUAAAAGACUUUUCAUACAACCAGUCCCAGAUGAUGUAAGGGCAGUUGUUGAAAUACACCCUGAAUUUUAUACAGUCAUAGAAGGACGUCCCUUACGUUUUCACGAUGAUAUAAAGUCAUAUUUAUUCAACAUACGGAAUUUUGCAAUGUAUCGGCAGCAAAUAGGUUACCGACGUGACCUUAUUUUAAAAAUAGACCAGACCAUGAUAGAAGAGUCAAAUUUAUAUGACGAAAUAUUGGAAAAUUUGAAACAACAUAUAAAGAAUUUUCAAAAAUAUCUAACUGAAGACUACAAGGAUGCUUGUGCAAAGGUUUCGAUGGCUGAAAAAAUCUAUGAGGACCUUCUGGAAAAAAGUUCAGAGAUUCUUAGCUAUAUUACGCAGAUUACCAUAAUAAACAAUAUUAUAUUUAAACUGGAUUCAAUUAGAAAUGUGUUAAAAGGUUACCGAACUUAUUUAUUAUUUGCUGCUCCUCUUUAUUGGAGACAAGAGUUUGAUGAGUCAUAUAAAAGAUUUGACAGUAGCAUGUUAUUGAUACGUAGUGAAGAAUUUAUUACUGAAAAUGAUUUAGUUGAUACUUUAGAUAUAGAUAAAAUAGUGGAAACAGCAAGGAUAGAAUUGACAAAACCUUAUUUACCACACAUGUAUUUUAAACAACCAAACGAGAUGUUGUACUUAUUUCGUACCAUGGAACUGCAAAGCAGAGAAUACUUAAUUCAGCUUUCGAAGUCUGAUAUUCCUCAUAGAAUGUUGCAAUCACGAAUUAAAAGAUUAAAGUUAUCAACGAAACAGGAGUUAGAUUUAUCGCAAUAUUAUAUUGACAGUGUUAGUAAAGAAAUAGAGAGAGAGUUAUAUAAUGAGAUCUAUCUUCAAGAAAAGUUUUUGAGAAUACUGAAUGGAACAUUUUACGACACUAUAGCUAGUCCAGACGUAUUAAAAUUGAAGAUUUGUGUAGAAUAUGUCUAUGAACGAAUACUUGGCAAAAGCGACGAAGGACAUGAGUGUCUACGUGACCCCAUGAGGAUUUUAGAAGUAAUGUAUGAAGAAUAUAAUUUAAAGCUUGACGGUUUGGAUUUCAAGAUUGUUAAUGAAGCCCGCAGUGAUUUCUUUGCACAGGAUUUAAAGAUGAUGCGCGAUGCAUAUCACGCCCAGAGAGUGUUAAGGGAGUUUAGAGAGAUGACAAAUGCUAUGAAUAAAGCUUUCUUGCCACCAGCUCACUUCACACGUCCCGUAAUUGGAAAAUUUCUCAAUAAAAAAGCCAAAUCUGUUGCUGCUGCAGCUGAAAAAAGAAAGGCAAGGUUUGCAAGUGGCGACCGAGUCAGACAUAAGAAGUAUAAAGUAACUGAAGAACAGCGUGAAGAUUUAUAUCUAUUUACGGAAUGGUGUGAUGCAAUGAAUCCUGCGCCUUUUUUGAAAGAUAUUGAAACUUACAUAAAACCUACAUUUGCAAUGGUUACUAAGUCAACAGCAUCUCGGUUAAUCUUUGAGUAGUUUUGUAUGGUUACAUUAUUUUUUAGUUUAAUAUCUAG
Pectinophora gossypiella (pink bollworm) is the source of this 1892-nucleotide messenger RNA. RefSeq lists its product as uncharacterized. The transcript has a single exon. The record is from RefSeq and is a predicted model, not a curated record. Bases 67 to 1854 code for a protein of 595 amino acids. NCBI's taxonomy places the organism in Eukaryota, Metazoa, Arthropoda, Insecta, Lepidoptera, Gelechiidae.